Messenger RNA from Dentiscutata erythropus, 504 nucleotides. Lineage: Eukaryota; Fungi; Glomeromycota; Glomeromycetes; Diversisporales; Gigasporaceae. The record is from the annotation of a GenBank genome assembly.
AUGGUGGCAGUCAAACAUGUUCACAAAUGGAGAAACAAGAACUACCAUGAAAUAAGAAGAAAGAAAACUAUAAUUCAGAAGAAAAAAAAAGCCAAACAAUUACCACCAACCUUAGUAGAAGCAGAAAAGAAAGAAGAAGAGUUAUGUAGAGACAGAAAAGAAGGAAGAAGAGUUGUGGUAGUUAAAUAUGUUCACAAAUGGAGAAAUAAGACCACUACUACAAGACUAGAAGCAAAAAAACAAACUAUUCAUUGCCUGAAGCGUUACCUGGAAGGAAGAAGAAUGAGAAAUAAGGCUACUACCACAAUACUAGAAGGAAAGAAAGCAAACUGUUUAUUGCCUGAAGCAUUACCUGAAAGAAAAAAGAAUAGUGGUAGUCAAACACAUUCACAAAUAGAGAAACAAGAACCACUGCAAGAUCAGAAAAAAAGAAACCCCAUAAUUCAGAAUAAAAAAAAAGUCAAACAAUUACCACUAAUCUUAAUAGAGCCAGCUAUUAACUAA